ACGUUUUCUAAAACCGUUUUUCGAGGUAUCGUAUCGUGGUUCGUAGGAGGUUUGCAACGUUGUUGUUGCUUUCGCGGCGUUUACGUCGGUUCCUUCGAACGCUUAGCUUUAAUUUCAAAAUUUAUUUUACUGUCAUCAUGUCAACGAGCUCCAACGUGGAGAAUGUGGCGCCCCAAGUGCUGCGCCAGGUGUCGCGCGAGCUCUGCCAGCUGGUCAAGGAGCCCCCCGAAGGAAUCCGGGUCUUCGUAAACGAGCAGGACGUGAGCGACAUUGAGGCGUCCAUCGAAGGGCCACAGGGCACGCCCUAUGCCGGGGGCGUCUUCCGCCUGCGCCUGGUGUUGCCGAAGGACUUCCCGGCGUCUCCGCCUCGAGGCUUUUUCGUCACCAAGAUCUUCCACCCGAACGUGGCUGUGCCCUCCGGCGAGAUUUGUGUCAACACACUCAAGAAGGACUGGCGCCCCGACCUGGGCCUCCAACGCAUCCUGCUCACCAUCAAGUGCCUGCUGAUCGCUCCCAAUCCCGAGUCUGCACUCAACGAGGAGGCCGGGCGGAUGCUGCUCGAGAGGUAUGACGACUACUGCUGCAGAGCGCGGAUGAUGACAGAGAUCCACGCGCGGCCGGCCAAGCAUAAGGGCAACUCACCUCAGGGCAAGAGCAGCAGCAGCAGCAGUAGCAGCGUCAAGUCGGCCAAAGACAAGCGCCGCACCCUCAAGAGGUUAUGAUGGCAGGCGACGCGCACAUAGGGAGCCGUCCGAUCAUUCUGAGCAACAAGCGUCACCCUUCGUCGCACUUUCCCCGCCGACUUUGUACAUAGAGCACAUCCCUACGAUCGUUUGCAAUGUUUUACAAGAUUUUUUUUUCGUAUUUGGCUUUUUUAAUUUUGUGAGAACUUCGGCAUUUCCAAAGGGGCAAGAAUAGAAAGGGACCAGGAGUUGUGGUUUGAAAUAAAUUGCCGGUUCGACUGUCUGUAGGGACUUUUGUCCCUAGGCUUGUUUGGGAGGUAUGACACUCGGGAUUAUGCCCCGUUUCAACGUUAGAUGGACUGCGGUGGAGGCUACGUGUUGUCCCAGCCAAUCCAGCACCUUCAACGUAACGUUGCUCCGCCCCUGCCGAAGGACACACAAUGGUCGGACGGCAUUGGAUUGGCUUUGGUAGCUUGUAUCGUUCCCUGCUGUCCAGUGUAAGGUGAAGCGGAGUGGGACUACCCGAGGGGCAGUGUCUCCCUGGGGGUAUUGCUAAACUAAGUAUAUGUGGCGGCGCCAUAGUCACAGUUGCAGUGAAGGCGUAUGGAAGUUCUUUUGUCGUUUUCGUAGGAAGGUCAACUGCAUUGGAGUAUGUUCCUGUCUGUCUAGCUCAAAUUAAUGGCACAUUUUGGAGCUGGGUGGUUUUAUGUCUCUAGCAAUGGAUUUUUUUGUAGUGAAGAGUUUCGUAAGGUGCUUUUCGGAGACUGCUAGGUGUUUGGAUUAAGUUAUUCCAGAUAUGGAGGCUCAAAAAAAGUUAUUACUUUCCUUUUUCUUUUUUCACCUGUCGAAUUUAAGAUGAAGGAGAGUGAGAAAUUAUUUUCUGAACUGAGUGUCAACGAGGUUUCAGUUUGUAUUUAAAUGAGUUGAAAUGGUGAGAUGCUUUUUAUACAUAUUGACCAGUCUUGCUCAAGAACUGUCACAGAGUACCUAGUCUUGUGUUUCUUGCACUCAAGAACAAAAUUUUCUUCAGCGAUUUUUGACAUUAAUCACAGCUUCUGAAUACAAUUGGAGACUGCGACAGAAUAAGUGGCACAAACGCACUGUGCAAAGCAAACUUGGGAUAGAUUGAGGAAAGCAAAGUGAUUUUAACUUCUGCCUUAAUUGCAUGCAUGCUGCGAGCUUUUUUUUUUUCUCAUUCACAUGAACUUGGAGGGAAUAAAAUGUAAUUAUUUCUC
This is a messenger RNA of Ixodes scapularis (black-legged tick), 1918 nucleotides long. RefSeq names its product ubiquitin-conjugating enzyme E2 S. Bases 138 to 722 code for a protein of 194 amino acids. The record is from RefSeq and is a predicted model, not a curated record. The transcript has 4 exons. NCBI's taxonomy places the organism in Eukaryota, Metazoa, Arthropoda, Arachnida, Ixodida, Ixodidae.